CUUUCCAGCUGUUGUUUCCGACAGUAAGAAAUGCAACGAUUUGAUCUUUACGAGUUUACAUCAACUUAAACAACAUCGAAAUAAUUUAACUGGGGUCAUUAAAACACUACAUCAGGUCAUAAUAAUUUUAAACAUGACGGCUUUGAACGAAGCUGCUCUGCGGAAAAAUUUGUCAAAGACUUAUAAAUACAGGGAUCUGACUGUUCGGGACAUAAUGAACGUGACGUCUCAGUACAAAGAUCUUAAACCUGUGAUGGACAACUACGUGUUCAAUGAUGGCUCCACCAAAGAGCUGCUGAGUCUUGCAGGAACAGUGCCAGUAGGUUAUCGAGGAAAUGUGUAUAACAUUCCUGUCUGCCUGUGGCUUCUCGACACCUAUCCCUACAAUCCCCCCAUCAGUUUUGUCAAACCCACAAGUGCCAUGAUGAUCAAAACAGGGAAACAUGUUGAUGCUAAUGGAAAGGUCUACCUCCCUUACCUGCAUGAAUGGAAACCUCCUCAGUCACAUUUGUUCGGACUGAUCCAGGUGAUGAUUGUGGUGUUUGGAGAGGAGCCACCUGUCUUCUCAAGGCCCAGCACUCAGCCAUCUUACCCAGCAUUCCCAGCAGCUGGCCCACCCAACACUGCUUGUAUGCCAAACUCACCAGGCUUGCCAUUUAGCCAAAGUCAUGCUACCAAUACCAAUUCAGGUGGUUUUCAGGGCUAUCCUUAUCCUGCGUCAGUUUCUGGAUACCCCGCUACAACUGCUCCAGUCUAUACUCCAGUGUCUCCUGUCACCACAGUCGGUCCCACUGCUUACGGUACCAUCGGAGAGGACACAAUCCGUGCAUCUUUGGUGUCUGCGGUAAGUGACAAAUUGCGAUGGAGGAUGAAAGAAGAGAUGGAUCGAGCUCAGGCAGAGCUGGAUGCACUGAAACGGACAGAGGAGGACCUGAAAAAAGGCCACCAGAAGCUGGAGGAUAUGGUGACUAAACUGGACCUAGAGAUGACUGAUGUUGACCGAAAGAUUGAGCUCCUUAAGCAGAAAGAUGAGGAGCUGACUGUUGCCUUGGGGAAAAUGGAUAACCAGUCAGAGGACAAUGACAUUGAUGAUGUGAUUGUGCCCACUGCUCCACUUUAUAAGCAGAUUCUGAACCUCUAUGCUGAGGAAAAUGCCAUAGAAGACACUAUCUUCUACCUGGGUGAAGCAUUACACAGAGAUGUCAUUGACUUGGAUGUCUUCCUCAAGCAUGUAAGGCUUCUCUCCAGAAAACAGUUCCAGUUGCGAGCCUUGAUGCAGAAAGCCAGGAAAAUAGCAGGUCUCAGUGACUUGUACUGACUUGCCCAAAUAGUUUCUGACCCUCUUAGUUAUACCGCUUGUACUGUAUGGCAAGGACCCUGCAUUUUAUCCUUCCAAGUAGGAGGCUUUGGGUUCUCCUUUUCCAGACACUAACCUAAAUCACACUGUUUAUCAGUAUAGAAUGAUUUGAAGGUUAACUGUAAUAUUACCAGGACCAAAAUCCUAAAUCUCUGUGAAACGCAGCCUUAUAAACUGCAAUUGUUGCACUUUUUGGACAUUUUGCCUCCUAUUCUUCUAAUCGUCUUUUUAUAAAUAGGGUAAAGGGACCGAGGUUCGGGAAUUUUCCAUGCGCAACCCAGAAUGUUUGUCUUAUGCUAUUCUUAAUUGAUUGUCAAAAAAAAUCAGCGCUUUUAUUUUUAGAUAGUAAAUAAUGUUUUUAAUUGUAUCCAGAAUUGAAUCAUUCUUUAUUGCAUAACACACUUUUGCAGAUCUGCUUUGCCUGACAUAACUAUUCUUAUUUACAAUAUACAGUCAAUGUACUUUGAAUAUGUGUAGAGAAACAUUAAACAGCAGGUUGAAAUGGUCCUGCACAAUUCACAGAAUAUUAUAAAGAUAUUUUUAGAUAUCUGUUUGAUAUAUGAUAUAUAAAAACCACAAUGUAUGAUGGGGACUCAUUAUUGCAAAGACAUGUCGAGUAAUGUUUAAUCACUAAAAGUAUGUUUGAAAUGAGUUGUAACUACAUUGUAAUCAUGAAUGAAACCAGGGAAUAACCAAAUUAUUGUGUAGUAUGUCUUGAAGGUAUUUAUGAAUUACAUAUGGUAUCUGAAAUAAAACACA
This is a messenger RNA of Xyrauchen texanus (razorback sucker), 2116 nucleotides long. Its product is annotated as tumor susceptibility gene 101 protein-like. The transcript has 10 exons. Gene Ontology annotation, biological process: endosome to lysosome transport; protein transport; protein modification process. Bases 134 to 1318 code for a protein of 394 amino acids. The record is from RefSeq and is a predicted model, not a curated record. Lineage: Eukaryota; Metazoa; Chordata; Actinopteri; Cypriniformes; Catostomidae. Gene Ontology annotation, cellular component: ESCRT I complex. Gene Ontology annotation, molecular function: ubiquitin binding.